AUGGAGUGUUGGUUGUUGUACUGCCAAGUCUUCGCCGAUGACCCAGACUUCUUCAACCAAGUCAUGCCGAUGUGGACGCCAUUUCCGACACCACCCCUGUCUGAUACUGAGAAUGACGUUUAUUUUGAUGACUGUCUUGAUCUCCUCUAUGACCGCGAUUUUAUGCCCGAAGAACGUCUUCCAUUGGAAAUUCAUGAACUUCAUAGUUCACUGACUAAACCAGUCAGUCCUGUGAAGAAAACUCCUCCUGUCCCUGUCCCAGUGAGCAAUACUGCUCAUAUGUCGUCAUCUGAUGCAGCUGUGAUGAGUUUGCUCCAACAAGCUCUUCAUAACCCUCCACAGGCAUAUACUCCACCUCCAAUUGCGAAUAGCCCCGCUCCUUAUUCCCCAGCUGAGUUCGACCAGUAUAUGCAAGGAUAUGAACUCAAAAACGAUACUCUACCAGAAAGUCGAUCAACAAGGAAAGAACGACGUACUGCACCACGCCAACUUGAGCAGAAAGGACGUGAACUGACACGACCAGUAACACCACCACCUGCCGUUAGAGAAGAGUUAGACUAUGACGGACCUGAGUGGAAUGUUAUAGAGGAUCAGGCAUUGCUUACGGCUAUUCGAAACGAGGAUAUUAUGUGCCACAAUUUUGAACGAACAAAAACAUCACUGCGAUAUAAUUGGGAGUACAUCUCUGGAUUUGUGAAUAGAGUAACAAGAUUCUACAGGUGA
Strongylus vulgaris is the source of this 723-nucleotide messenger RNA. Lineage: Eukaryota; Metazoa; Nematoda; Chromadorea; Rhabditida; Strongylidae. The record is from the annotation of a GenBank genome assembly.